GUUUAGCUGUUGUUGACUCUUGGGGGGGGGGGCAUUAAUUCCAUUUACUGAGGCUUACAGCGUACUAGGCGCUUUGUAUUUCUUUGUGACCAUUUAGUUUCUGCAGUGACCCCACAAAAUACGUAAUUAGGUUUAGAGUUCAAGCUACCGAAAGUAAGGUAAACAGCAAAAAGUAAGUUUCCCUGCCACGUUUCCACAGUGUACCCACUGUUGUUUCUUCUGUGUUUUUUCCGGCGCAUUUUAUACAUGUAUAUUGUUCAAUGUGCGUAUCUUUUAAAAACAUAUUUGGGAGCGACUCGUCCUGCAUCUUUGUUCUACUCAUAUUAACAUCCACAUUGAUACGAAAAGGUCAGCCGGGCUCGUUCAUCUUCAGUGUGGCGUGGUCCCCCGGGAAUUGUCCCCAUUACCCACCCAGGCAAGGGCACGCUGGGGCUUAGUUCUGGGACUCGCCCGGGCUCAGGGCGACCAGGUUUGCGAGCUUGGCUCCUCCGUGGCGGUCGGGGCUGGCGGCUGGGCCCCGCGGGCGGCAGGAAGUGCCGCGCGCUGACUCGCCGGCGACACCCCCGCGGCUACUAAACGCGGGACAGAGGCACAACACGCGCUUCGCAGCCGAGUCUCCUCUCCACUGGGUGAGGGCGGCAGGUGGCGGCGCGAUGGACUUGGCCGGGCUCCUGCUGGACGAAGAAGGCACCUUCUCCCUCACGGGCUUCCAGGACUUCUCGUUCCUCCCUGGACACCAGAAGCUCAGCGCUCGGAUCCGAAGGAGACUCUACUAUGGCUGGGACUGGGAAGCUGACUGCAGCUUGGAGGAACUCUCCAGCCCCGUGGCAGACAUUGCUGUGGAACUGCUCCAGAAGGCAGCCCCCAGCCCUAUUCGCCGGCUCCAGAAGAAAUACGUAGCUCAUGUGUCCCGGGAGGCGUGCAUCUCCCCGUGUGCUAUGAUGCUUGCUCUGGUGUACAUUGAACGGCUCCGCCAUCGAAACCCAGACUACCUACAGCACGUGUCGUCCUCUGACUUGUUCCUGAUCUCCAUGAUGGUGGCCAGUAAGUACCUCUAUGAUGAAGGGGAGGAGGAGGAGGUCUUCAAUGAUGAAUGGGGAGCUGCAGGGGGUGUGGCCGUGCCCACUCUCAAUGCCCUGGAGAGGGGCUUCCUGAAUGCCAUGGAUUGGCGUCUUUACACUGACCCUCGGGAGAUCUUUGAGGUGCUGAGCUGGCUGGAGAGCUGUGUGGCUGAGCAGCAGGGACGGCGGCGGGGCUGGUACACCUACACAGACCUGUGUGUGCUGCUGGAGCAGCCGGCCUGGCAGUUGGCCCUGGGCUCCCUCUGCCAGCGGCUGGCAAAGCUGUCUUGCCUGUUAGCUAUGGCAUAUGUGAGCAGUGUGGCCUUGGCUGUGGCGUCACUGGCUGUAAUUCACCAGUCCUUGGGGCUGCCCUGCAGCCCCUCGCCCGGCCCCCCGGACCUUGGACUGGCCUCCAGGGCAGCCAAGACAAGAAGAAAGGCAGUCAGCAUGAGCCGAUCACACCCCCAUCCCAUCCAACUCCAGUCUACGGGCCCCCAGGAUGCCCUGACCACACUGCCGCCACCACCACUCCCACCGCAGCCUGCUGUCCAAAAUCCCUCCUCUCACCCUUGGGCCUCUCAGUGUGGGCCUCCUCCCUGGGGCCUCAGCUGUCUUCUGGCUCUGCAGCAUAUCUUGGUGCUGGCUUCUCUGCUCUGUGUCUCCCACUUGCUCCUGCUUCAAAAUCUCCCCCAAGGAGAGCUCUCAUAUUCCCCUGCCCAACUGCUGGCCUCCAGCCUCUUUUCGUGUGGUGUGUCUACCACCCUGCAAAUUUGGAUAGGCAGCAGGCUGCCUCUUGUCCAGGCUCCGUCCUUAGAGUUCCUUGUCCCUGCUCUGGUGCUGACCAGCCAGAAGCUACCUCUGGCCAUCCGGACACCUGGAAACUCCUCCCUUGUGCUGCGCCUGUGUGGGGGGCCUGGCUGCCAUGGCCUGGCGCCCCGGAACACUUCUCUCCGAGAGGUGUCCGGGGCUGUGGUGGUAUCCGGGGUGCUGCAGGGCACGCUGGGGCUGUUGGGGAGUCCCGGCCGUUUGUUCUCCCACUGUGGGCCCCUGGUGCUGGCCCCCAGCCUGGUGGUGGCAGGGUUCUCUGCCCACAGGGAGGUGUCCCUUUUCUGCUCUACUCACUGGGGCCUGGCCUUGCUGCUUAUCCUGGUCAUGGUGAUCUGUUCUCAGCACCUGGGCUCCUGCCAGUUACCUCGGUGCCCCUGGAGGCCAGCUUCAGCCUCCUCGCCUCACACUCACAUUCCUGUCUUCCGGCUCCUCUCGGCUGGCUUGGAAGGUUCCGGUCUCAAUCUCGCCCCUCAGGUGCUGAUACCAGUGGCCUGUGUGUGGAUCAUCUCUGCCCUUCUGGGGCUGAGCGUCAUCCCCCCGGAGCUGUCUGCCUCACCCAAGGCACCAUGGGUUUGGCUGCCUCACCCAGGUGAGUGGGACUGGCCCUUGCUGACACCCAGGGCUGUGGCUGCAGGCAUCUCCAUGGCUUUGGCAGCCUCCACCAGCUCCCUGGGCUGCUAUGCCCUGUGUGGCCGGCUCCUGCAAUUGCCUUCCCCACCUCCACAUGCCUGCAAUCGAGGGCUGAGCCUGGAGGGUCUGGGCAGUGUGCUGGCCGGGCUGUUGGGGAGCCCUCUGGGCACUGCAUCCAGCUUCCCCAACGUGGGCACAGUGAGUCUUAUCCAGGCUGGAUCUCGGCGAGUGGCCCAUCUGGUGGGACUGCUCUGCGUGGGGCUUGGGCUCUCCCCGAGGCUGGCCCAGCUCCUCACCACCAUCCCACUGCCUGUACUUGGUGGGGUGCUUGGGGUGACCCAGGCCGUGGUUCUGUCUACUGGAUUCUCCAGCUUCCACCUGGCUGACAUUGACUCUGGGCGGAACGUCUUCAUUGUUGGCUUCUCCGUCUUCAUGGCCCUGCUGCUUCCGAGAUGGCUUCAGGAAGCCCCUGUGCUGAGCACAGGCUGGAGCCCCUUGGAUGUAUUACUGCGCUCGCUGCUCACAGAGCCCAUCUUCCUGGCAGGACUCUUGGGUUUCCUCUUAGAGAACACCAUUCCUGGCACAAGGCUUGAGCGAGGCCUAGGUCAAGGGCUGCCAUCUCCUUUCUCUACCCAAGAGGCUCGGGUGCCUCAGAAAUCCAGGGAGAAGGCUGCUAAAGAGUACCAACUUCCUUUCCCCACCCCAAAUUGGUCUCCCUGUAUCCCCCAGCCCCUCCGUUGCCUCUGCCCUCUGCCUGAAGACCCUAGGAAUGAGGAAGGAGGGGCCUGUGAGCCAGGAGAGACAGCAGACUUGUUGCUUGGCUUUGGGGAGCAGUGUCCUGAGUCUAGCAGAGAACUCAGGUCCCAGUGAUUACCAGGACUCCUACCCCUGUCCUGGUUAGUUUAGCCCUAUCUCCCAGCUUGCUGUGUGAGUCAGCUCCCAGGCUCUAAUUUCUCCUAGGAAGAAGGUGUGUGUGUGUGUGUGUGUGUGUGAGAAAUGGACCCACCUAAAGGUCUCACUUCCCAAUAGGUGUGUUGCCUUUCCUUCUCUUAAUUAGGCCUAACUGUUCUGGGCAGGGGCCAUGGUUUAGUGGACCAUGAAUGAAUGAAUGAGAUUUUGUAUGUGAACUAUCUCUAGUCGAACCCCAGCAUUCACUUAACAAAUAUUUAUUGAGGGCCUCCCAUGUGCAAGGUCUUGGAACUACAGAUAUGGAGAACACAGGGUCCCUGCCUUCUUAAGGCACCUACCAUUUAAAAAGCCUUAUGUAGGGGCACCUGGGUGGCUCAGUCGGGUAAGUGUCCAACUCUUGACUUUGGCUCAGGCACCGUGUAGGGCUCCGUGCUGAGCGUGGAGCCUGCUUGGGAUUCUCUCUCUGCCUCUGCCC
Messenger RNA from Prionailurus viverrinus (fishing cat), 3903 nucleotides. RefSeq names its product solute carrier family 23 member 3 (gene SLC23A3). Gene Ontology annotation, biological process: transmembrane transport; regulation of cyclin-dependent protein serine/threonine kinase activity. The record is from RefSeq and is a predicted model, not a curated record. Gene Ontology annotation, molecular function: transmembrane transporter activity; protein kinase binding. Gene Ontology annotation, cellular component: membrane. NCBI's taxonomy places the organism in Eukaryota, Metazoa, Chordata, Mammalia, Carnivora, Felidae. The transcript has 21 exons. Bases 654 to 3389 code for a protein of 911 amino acids.